AUGACGGCACUACAACGGAUGCACGUCAGCAAAGGACCCGAUCCGCAGUCGAGGUUGCGGCAGACCUUGCUGACGAGACACACUGGGCGUCAUGACCAAUUCAGACGCGCCGUGCUGGCUCGCUUUGGCAACGUGCUCAGUGAAUUUGAAAAGGCCAACUUUGAGGCGAUAGGGCUCACGCACGAUGAGCUCAACCGGCAGGCCAACCUUUUCAUGAAUGCGCUAGAUGAGGCAUUCGUUCUGGCAGAGAAGAAUAUCACGCGCCGCGACAAGAAUCCUCUUUUCUACAACUUGCGCGAGGCCUUUGUGCGCAGAGACGCCAAGGGCAUCACAACUGAGGUGCGCUACGCGUUCCAGUCCUUUAUGGUGCGGCAUCGCUUCUCGAAAGCUCUCGAGGAGAACCAGAAGCGCCUCCUCAACUUUCGAUUUCCUCAAGAGUGGUUCCCGGCCACGCGUGAGCUCCAGCGCACUGUGCACGUGCACGUCGGACCCACGAACUCGGGCAAGACAUACAAUGCCAUCCAGGCCCUGAAAAAGGCAAAGUCGGGCGUGUACGCGGGUCCUCUGCGUCUGCUCGCAGCUGAAGUCUACACUCGCUUCACGGCAGAGGGGAUACCCUGCGCGCUGAUCACGGGAGAGGAGCUCAAGAUACCCAAGGACACGGACAACUACUUCACCAGCUCCACCGUCGAGAUGAUUCCGUUGAAUGGAAGAUUCGAUGUAGCUGUGAUUGACGAGAUUCAAAUGUUGGGCGAUCCUGAUCGAGGCAACGGGUGGACAAUGGCUUUCCUCGGUGUGCAGGCCAAAGAGGUCCAUGUGUGCGGAGAGGAGCGCGCUGUCGGUCUCGUGCAGGCCCUCUGCGCGGGCGUGGGUGAUAAGUGCGUCAUCCAUCGCUACGAAAGGCUGAGUCCGCUGGAGACGAUGAAAGAUUCUCUGGAGAAUGAUUUCGGCAAGCUUCAAAAAGGCGAUGCCGUUGUCGCAUUCAGUCGGAAGGAGCUGCAUGCUCUGAAGAAGGCGAUCGAGGAGAAGACAGGCCGGAGGUGCGCCAUCAUCUACGGCUCUUUACCGCCCGAGGUCCGCAUACAGCAAGCCGCCUUAUUCAACGACCCAUACAACGACUACGACUUUGUUGUGGCGAGUGAUGCCAUUGGCAUGGGACUCAACCUCGAAAUUCGAAGAGUCAUUCUCGACUCUACCUUCAAAUACGAUGGUUCGCAAGAGCGUCCCCUGACGUUCCCGGAGAUCAAACAGAUUGGAGGCCGCGCUGGAAGGUACAGGACGGCGUCCAGGCCAGGUGAGGAUGCGGUGGAAUCCCGACCGAGUUCUGGGUAUGUCACGACCAUGGAGAAAGUCGAUCUCAAGAGCGUGUUCAAGGCCUUUAGCCGGCCCGUCAACGACCUCGAGACGGCCUACAUUGCGCCCCCGCCCGGCAUUGUCGAGCGCUUCGCAUCGUACUACCCCCCGACGACGCCACUGUCCUUCAUCCUGAUGCGCAUCAAGUCGGCUGCCGCCCUUGGGCCCCGGUAUCAACUUUCCAUUACGUCGGAGCUCCUCGAGAUUGCCGACCUCGUGCAGCAUCUGAACCUCUCCAUUUACGAUCGCAUGACUCUUGGCUACAUGCCUGUCAAGCUGAACGCUGCCGAGUCCCGGGAUACCGUCGUAGCACUCGCGCGAGUCAUCGCCGAGAACAGCAAGGGUGAUUUGCUGGACAUUCCAGAGAUUCCCAUUGAAUAUCUCGACUUCAAAAUCGAGGACGUCCUUGGCGGGAAAGCUGCGCACAAUCAUCUAAACAAGUUGGAGAUUCUCCACAUUGCACUCAACCAGUACAUCUGGCUCUCGUACCGAUACACGGGAAUGUUCCGCGACACGGAUGCGGCAUUGCACGUGCGCUCGCUUGUGGAGGAGAAGCUGAUCCAAUUGCUGGAUCGCUUGGACUUUACAGAGCAGAGCUUCAUCAGUUCCCGACAGCUACGACGUGGCAGGGCGGCGGCACGCGAAGCCCACCUUCAGAUCCUGGCGGGAGAGGAGGAAGUGGAUGAGAAUGGCAACAGACCAGAAGCAACGCCCACCGAAUCCGAAGCCUCAAUGGAGCAGCAACAGGUCGAGACGGUGGAUUCGGUUUCGCAGGAAACUGAUCCGAGCCGUGACCAUGACGAGCGAGUUGGCGGCGGCUUGCGGGAGUGGGCAACAAAGUAG
Molecule: messenger RNA, 2196 nt
Organism: Emericellopsis cladophorae
Lineage: Eukaryota; Fungi; Ascomycota; Sordariomycetes; Hypocreales; Bionectriaceae
Product: ATP-dependent RNA helicase SUPV3L1/SUV3
Exons: 2
Coding region: 1-2196 (731 amino acids)
Biological process (GO): mitochondrial RNA 3'-end processing; RNA catabolic process
Cellular component (GO): mitochondrial degradosome
Molecular function (GO): hydrolase activity, acting on acid anhydrides; ATP binding; RNA helicase activity
Source: RefSeq, a predicted model, not a curated record